AUGGAUCCAUCCUCUGCGCUCCAGGAGCUUGCUAUUCGGGCGUCCCGAUACAGCAUCAAUCUAAAUGGCGAAAUCAGUCUCAAUCAGGGCAAGAUACCUCUGCGGGGCAGUACUGCCAUUGUUUACAAAGGUACUUUGACUCGGGGCGGUACGGAAGUCGCAGUCAAAACCUUCCAUGGCACACCCCCUGGGGAUCUAGAUCCUCUCAAGCGUAUCCUUCGAGAGGUCCACCUUUGGUCGAAGCUCCGUCAUGAUAAUGUUGUCCACAUGAUUGGGAUUUCUACGGAAUUCGGCUCCACGAUUUCGAUAGUAUCUGAUUGGAUGUCGUCGGGCGAUGCCCAUUCUUAUGUUCAAAAUAAGGAGAAUGAUCCUCGCCCGUUGCUCAUGGAUAUCGCAAGUGGCCUGUAUUACCUCCAUAGUCAUCCUCUGGGGCCGAUAUUCCAUGGAGACCUGAAAGGUCUUAAUGUACUGGUGUCCAGUGAUCGUCGAGCACUACUUAGUGACUUUGGUCUUUCCACCCUCCAAAAAUCUACCUUCAGCAUGACGGUUGUUGCUCCUCGCGGAGGAUCGUACCCUUGGAUGGCUCCGGAGCUCCUGGAUGACUACAAUGCGUCUACAGAAGGGGACGUGUGGGCAUUUGGAAUGACUGUUUUGGAGUUGUUUACUCGACUAAUGCCUUUCCAUGAUUGUCCGCAUUUUGCCAAUGUGAUGCAUAGGUUAGUGAUGGGACGACUGCCGCUUCGUCCCUCUGAGGAAUCCACCCUUUCCCCACGUCCCUCGAUGAAGGACCUGAUGGAGACGGUCAAGGGAGCUACGUACCAAGCUGGUUCCGUUUUGAUGCCUCCGAAAGCCUCUCUCCCCGUAGUGCCGUUCUCAAAAGAUGUCAUGCCACAUCUGUCGCCCCUUCGAGAUAAUCAACCUUGGCGAUCAACUUCAGUUAUGCUUCACGACUUUCUACCAUCGUGUACGGUGCUGAAAGGGCAUACUGACAAGGUUUUGUCAGUUGCCUUCUCACCUGAUAGCAAACGCAUCGUGUCGGGUUCUGCUGACAACACAAUUUGUCUGUGGGAUACGCAAUCUCGCACACGAAUUGGCUCUCCGCUCAAAGGCCAUGCGGGGUGGGCGCGGUCAGUUGCAUUCUCGCCAGACGGGGAAUGGGUUGUGUCGGGUUCUUAUGACAAGACUGUUCGUCUGUGGGGUACGCGCAGGAGCAUGCCAACACGCUCACCUCUCCGAGGGCACUCGUCGAAGGUCUUGUCGGUUGCGUUUUCAUCGGACGGGAGGAUUGUGGUCUCGGGUUCUACUGACAAGACAAUUCGUUUAUGGGAUGUUUACGUUGAAGCCCCAUCGGGCUUGCCAUUUGAAGGACAUACUGGCGCGGUGCAGUCAGUUGCAAUGUCAGGAGAUGGCACCAGGAUCGCGUCUGGUUCUCACGACAAAACCGUUCGUCUGUGGGACACAGAGACCGGAGCACAGCUGGAAGAUGCCCUAGAAGGCCACACUGGCAUGGUUUACACAGUCGCUCUUUCGCCAGAUGGUCACAUGGUUGUGUCGGGUUCCGAGGACAAUACUCUCUGCUUAUGGGACGCACGCGCUGGCAUAGCAGUUGGUCGUCCUCUGAUAGGACACGGUGGGGCAGUGAAUUCAGUUGCAUUCUCGCCGGAUGGAAUGUGGGUGGUAUCAGGCUCUGUAGACACCAAUGUUUUUCUGUGGGAUGUUCGCACAGGUGUUCGGCUGGGCACAGCUCUGAAGGGGAAUGCUGGAUGGGUUCGUUCCGUUGGGUUUUCACCUUGUGCCAGGGAGAUUAUUGCAGGGACUGAGGACGGGAGUAUCUGCCUAUGGAAUGCAAGAGUACACUAG
Messenger RNA from Pisolithus orientalis, 1860 nucleotides. Its product is annotated as WD40-repeat-containing domain protein. The coding region runs from base 1 to 1860 and encodes 619 amino acids. Gene Ontology annotation, molecular function: ATP binding; protein kinase activity; protein binding. Lineage: Eukaryota; Fungi; Basidiomycota; Agaricomycetes; Boletales; Pisolithaceae. The transcript is spliced from 9 exons. Gene Ontology annotation, biological process: protein phosphorylation. The record is from RefSeq and is a predicted model, not a curated record.